AAUUUUUGUUUUUUGUUUUUUUUUUAAACCCCUCACAAUAAACAAAGCAUAUUCACCUGUGCUCCUCUCUCUCUCUCUCUCUCUCUCUCUCUCGGUCUCGCUUUCGCUCCCUCUCACGGCGACGUCGCAUAGCUCUCCUCCACCGAGCUGUAAGAAGUUUGUGAAACCGAAUGGCUACAAUCGAUGAGCCACUUUAUCCAAUUGCUAUUUUGAUAGACGAGUUGAAAAAUGAAGACAUUCAACUACGCCUGAAUUCUAUUCGGAGACUAUCCACAAUAGCAAGGGCACUUGGUGAGGAAAGAACCAGGAAGGAACUAAUUCCAUUCCUUAGUGAGAACAAUGACGACGACGAUGAAGUACUUCUUGCAAUGGCAGAAGAAUUGGGCGUCUUUAUUCCCUAUGUUGGAGGUGUGGAGCAUGCUCAUGUUCUUCUCCCGCCACUGGAGACAUUGUGCUCUGUCGAGGAAACUUGUGUUAGGGACAAGGCAGUUGAAUCUUUAUGUAGAAUUGGAGCACAGAUGAGGGAAAGUGAUCUAGUUGACUACUUUGUCCCAUUAGUAAAGAGAUUAGCAGCUGGUGAGUGGUUCACAGCUCGAGUUUCCUCAUGUGGUCUUUUUCAUAUUGCCUAUCCAAGUGCAUCCGAUCAAUUGAAGGCAGAAUUAAGGACCAUCUAUGGCCAGCUCUGUCAAGAUGACAUGCCUAUGGUUAGAAGAGCCGCCGCAUCGAACCUAGGAAAAUUUGCCGCUACAGUGGAAUCCGCUCAUUUAAAGUCGGACAUCAUGUCGAUUUUCGAGGAUCUCACACAAGAUGAUCAAGAUUCAGUUCGUCUGUUGGCUGUUGAGGGUUGUGCCGCACUUGGAAAGCUGUUGGAACCCCAGGAUUGUGUUGCUCAUAUCCUUCCUGUAAUUGUCAACUUCUCACAGGAUAAAUCCUGGCGUGUGCGAUAUAUGGUUGCAAAUCAAUUAUAUGAGCUUUGUGAAGCUGUUGGUCCAGAGCCUACCAGGACGGAUUUGGUGCCUGCGUAUGUUCGCCUUCUUCGUGACAAUGAGGCUGAGGUUCGCAUAGCAGCUGCAGGAAAGGUCACAAAGUUUUGCCGUAUAUUGAGCCCACAACUUGCAAUCCAACACAUUCUUCCUUGUGUAAAGGAAUUAUCGACAGAUUCUUCGCAACACGUUCGUUCAGCAUUGGCUUCAGUUAUCAUGGGCAUGGCUCCAGUCUUGGGGAAGGAUGCUACAAUUGAGCAACUUCUUCCAAUUUUUCUCUCCUUGCUAAAGGAUGAGUUUCCAGAUGUUAGACUCAAUAUAAUCAGUAAACUCGAUCAGGUUAACCAGGUAAUCGGAAUUGACUUGUUGUCGCAAUCAUUGCUUCCUGCAAUUGUGGAGCUGGCAGAGGACAGACACUGGAGGGUUCGUCUGGCCAUAAUUGAGUACAUUCCUCUUUUGGCUAGUCAGUUAGGCGUUGGAUUUUUUGAUGAUAAACUGGGUGCUCUUUGCAUGCAAUGGUUGGAAGAUAAGGUUUUCUCAAUUAGAGAUGCAGCUGCUAAUAACUUGAAGCGACUUGCUGAAGAAUUUGGACCAGAAUGGGCAAUGCAGCAUAUAGUUCCGCAGGUGCUGGAGAAGAUCAACAAUUCACAUUAUUUGUACCGUAUGACCAUUCUACAUGCAAUUUCCUUACUAGCCCCCGUCAUGGGUGCGGAUAUCACGUGCCAAAAGUUACUUCCUGUUGUCAUCGCUUCCUCCAAGGACAGGGUACCCAACAUCAAAUUCAAUGUGGCAAAGGUUCUGCAGUCUCUCAUACCCAUACUUGAUCAUACUGUGGUGGACAACACGAUUAAGCCGUGUCUCCUCGAGCUCAACGAGGACCCGGAUGUGGAUGUUAGAUUCUUCGCUGGCCAAGCACUUCAAGCGUGCGAUCAAGUCAUGAUGUCGACCUAGAUCGCUUGGUCGGGGCGUUUCGGUUCGUCUUAUUUUCUCUCGCGUCUUCUAUGUAAGCCAUGUUGUAUGUUUUCACUGAUGAAGUUUGAGCUUCAAGCUUCUUAAAUUUGAAUGGUUUAAUUUUAAGAGAUGCUAAUAUAUAGGUUUUUUUUUUUUUCCUUUUUGACUACCUUCUUUAUAUCUACUAUAAAUGAAGGUGCAACCAUUUUAUGUAGGCUUUUUUUUGUCAUUUAAUUUAUUCUGGUGCUUGCAGGGUUCUAUUU
Molecule: messenger RNA, 2197 nt
Organism: Ananas comosus (pineapple)
Lineage: Eukaryota; Viridiplantae; Streptophyta; Magnoliopsida; Poales; Bromeliaceae
Product: serine/threonine-protein phosphatase 2A 65 kDa regulatory subunit A beta isoform
Exons: 13
Coding region: 171-1934 (587 amino acids)
Biological process (GO): protein dephosphorylation
Cellular component (GO): protein phosphatase type 2A complex; cytoplasm
Molecular function (GO): protein phosphatase regulator activity; protein binding
Source: RefSeq, a predicted model, not a curated record